GAAAGACAGAAACUAAGACUCGAGGAGAGAAACAAAGAAAAGCCAAGGAGACAAGACCAGAGUAGCCUGAACAGAAGCCAGGAACGGUCCGAAAGGGCCGUACUGCGGGAAUGGCCUUAUGGAUGCUCUGGGCUGGACAGGCUAAGGGGACCCUGGGUGGCUGGGGGAUCACCUGCUUGGUGAUAUCUCUGCUCCUCCAGCACCCAGGAGUCCACAGCAAGUGCUACUUCCAAGCUCAAGCGCCCUGCCACCAUGAAGGGAAAUAUUUCACCCUGGGCGAGUCUUGGCUCCGCAAGGACUGUUUCCACUGCACCUGCCUGCAUCCCGUCGGUGUGGGCUGCUGUGACACGUCCCAACAUCCUAUCGACUUCCCCGCUGGGUGUGAGGUACGUCGGGAGGCAGGAACGUGCCAGUUCUCCCUGGUGCAAAAAUCUGACCCCCGGCUGCCCUGCAAAGAGGGAGGGCCCAACCCAGAGUGGGGCUCAGCUAACACCCCUAUUCCUGCGGCUCCUGCUCCCCACUCCAGCUAA
Molecule: messenger RNA, 530 nt
Organism: Globicephala melas (long-finned pilot whale)
Lineage: Eukaryota; Metazoa; Chordata; Mammalia; Artiodactyla; Delphinidae
Gene: MSMP
Product: microseminoprotein, prostate associated
Cellular component (GO): cytoplasm
Source: RefSeq, a predicted model, not a curated record